Emiliania huxleyi CCMP1516 is the source of this 1923-nucleotide messenger RNA. RefSeq lists its product as hypothetical. NCBI's taxonomy places the organism in Eukaryota, Haptophyta, Isochrysidales, Noelaerhabdaceae. Bases 232 to 1923 code for a protein of 563 amino acids. The record is from RefSeq and is a predicted model, not a curated record. The transcript is spliced from 6 exons.
CGGACUUUUGAGUCUUGACAGCAGUGGGGUCCGCUCACUGCGGUUUCUCUUGCUGCCGGCUGUCCGCCGACAGGUGGAGCCUCGUGAGGGCAUCGAGCCCACACAGUCGGCGACAGUCCGUCGCCGCGCGCGGACCGCGCAGGACCCGGACCGGGCAUAGCCAAGGGCGUCAAGCGACUCCUCGAUAGGGCCGGGGAGGGCGGUCGAGAUCGAGGUUCCUCUGACGACAAAAUGGCCGGGAAGCUAUUCGCACUGCUUCUUGCCGCCGCGCCGCACGGCCCGGCCGCCUUUGCGCCCACGCCGGGGCCCACCCUCGAGCAGUGCACAUCAUUCCUCUCGACCGGGCUGGAGCAGCCGGUGUGCACAAGCAUCCCUGAGACGGCGGCACACCAGCUCAAGCUCAUCGAGAGUGCGGCCUUCAUCCUGCUGACCACCACGGCCCACCGAGUUUACCAGUCGGAGCGCUUGUGGUGCUGGGACUACGACAUUUACACCGGCGGGCCAAAGGACGGGCAGCUCUACCCCUCUGGCCGACCGUAUCUCUUUGCAGACUUUGUCACUUUUGCGGUGCAGCUGAUCGACUUGCUGGAGGCCAUCCAGGCGACGCCGUGCGUCCAUCGAGGCGACAAGCUUCGCGCCACGCUUCUGGCCGCGCCGGAGGCGCCGCCGCUCGUCUGGUACAAGGAGACGUUCCUGCCGAUGGCGGCCGACUAUGCUUCCUGCGGGUACGGCGAGCCGGCGAGCGAGGACUUGGCGCAGUUGCUCGACGAGAAGCGCGAGCUCAUUGACGAGCCCGAGGACGGCUGCCCGAAGGGCGUCAUCUCGGACGCGGACACGGACCACAACGUCUUCAACGAGUGGGGCAUGUGCUACAAGAGCCCCCACAACUCGGGCCAGCCGCGCAACCCCUUCGAGAUGGCGCGCGCGCGCGCGCCCACGGUGGCCGCGCCGCCGCCGCCGGCGGCGGAGGCGACGGCGGCGGAGGCGGUGGAGGUGGAGGCGGAGGCGGCGGAGACGCCGGAGGUGACCAUGGCGGAGGCGGAGGUGGCGCCAGCGGAGGCGGCGGAGGCGGAGGCCGUUCCAGCGGAGGUGACCAUGGCGGAGGCGGCGCCGGCGGAGACCGCGCCCGCGCCCGCGCCCGAGGUCGUGCUGAGCUCAAACGGAGGAAGGUACAGCGCGUCGCUGCCGCUGGUUCCAUCCAAGCAAGAAAUCUUGAGGCUGCGAGCCUCGGACGGCACAGCGCGCCUCACGCUGUUGCCAGAGGGCGAGAUGACUCGCUUCCUCCUCCUCACGCUGUACGCGGAGGAGCGGACACGCUCGUACGAGGCAACUGCCCUCGGCAUGGCGGCGCAUGGCACGCUGGUGCCGCUCGCGCACUCGACUGCUCGGCCCGGCGGCAUGGGCGCGGCCAGCGCAGAGCUCCCGGUGUUGCAGCUUCCUGUCCUGCUGCAGGGGUACAGCGAGUACGAGCUGACGGUGCGGAGCAAAGGCGCGGAGAGGGAUCCGCCACCGCAGCUCGAGUUUCGGCGCGCGUGCGCGGGCUGCCGCGCUGCGAUGGGCGGCACCGCCCCAGACACUGCCCACUUUUGGGUGAUGUCGCUGCUGCUGCUGCUGCUCGGUCUCAACGACCCGCUCUACGCCGCUUGCCUCGCGCGCGGGGGGGACCUCACCCUUCAGGCCGCUUCGGCGUGGGCGGAGGCCUGCUUCUCCGCCCUCCUCCUCCUGUUUUGGCUGGCGCACGCCGACUCGAUGUGCGGCCCCCGACUGGCAGGCGUCUUCUUCCUCUUCGCCGCACCGCCGCCCUUCGGCCGCACCGAGUCCGAGUCGCUCCUCGCGCACUAUAGCGGCGCGGGCGAGUCGGUGCACGAGCAGGACACGGUCGCCGUCGGCCUCGCGUGCGCUGUCGCGUGCAUUGCCCUGUGA